Molecule: messenger RNA, 2344 nt
Organism: Durotheca rogersii
Lineage: Eukaryota; Fungi; Ascomycota; Sordariomycetes; Xylariales; Xylariaceae
Exons: 6
Coding region: 88-2301 (737 amino acids)
Cellular component (GO): mRNA cleavage and polyadenylation specificity factor complex
Source: RefSeq, a predicted model, not a curated record
CUCGCGGCGUCGCCGCCUACUUGGUCCUGCUGCCCGCGCCGGCCAGAACGUAGGAGCUCCAACCCGGGUCUCCUUCGAUGAGUCGCGAUGGCGGCCGCCCAGCUAUCCGUGCCUGACCAGAUCCGGCAACUCGAAGGCGCCCGCAAGCUCGUUCUGGGCGAUGUGAGCUACUACCCGCAGGUGAUACAAGCGACGCUUCCCAUCAUAGGACCGUCGGCCCAGGUUGAGUUCCGACGAUGGGGUGCCGAUUUCCUCGCCGAAGCCUUUGCGACGCCAGCCAUUCCGCUCAGCCAGAAGGAGACGCUGUCUCUAAUAGUUUUGGAGACUCUUAAGCUACUGGUAGAGGACGUGAACCAGGACGCCAUCGUCUUGCGGAGCGUUAUUCAGGCUGCCGCUAGUAUAUACCCGCUAGCUGUAAGAUGGAUCACCCACAACUCUUACGACACGUCCACGUGGGAGAGGAUGAUGGCUAUCAAGGCGAGGAUACUGCGAAUAUGGGAUACCGCUCCGAUUUCGAUUCGAAUCUGCUGUAUUAAAUUUGCCCAGCGGGUAGUCCUUGCCCAGACCCCGAGCAUAAACCCGGAGCCCAGACGUGGCGACCCCCUCGAUAUAUCAUUAGCCAUUAUCCCUCCAACGCACCCCGUUCUCGAAGGCUCGAAGCUCGAGGCCGAGGCCUCGGGACUCCUGGAUAGAAUGCUUAGCAUAUUGCAAGAGAAUAGCAGCGACGCUCUACUUGUCGACGCCACGUUGAACACGUUAUCGAUUCUCGUCCGCGCCAGACCAGCAACUUCGAACAAGAUCCUCAACACGAUUCUAAACUUUAACCCGCUCAAGCUUGCGAACUCACCAAUGACGCCCAAGACGAAGGUCCUUAUCAAGUCGAUGGAGAAGACUACACGGAUGCUGCUGAUGCAUCUGUGUCGGAGGAAUCCACACAAUCCCCUAGUCGGCCGCAUGCAACAGUAUGUUGAACGGCUGGUGCGCUUGCGGGCCGAGAUUUUUGACGAAGGGGGUCGGAAGCGAGCCAUGGCGGAGCACGCCGAUGGGCUUGAUGCCAAACGCCAACGAAUAGCAACUGUAUCCCACCCGCAGAUCGAAAUAUCUCCUCUUAAGCCCGGCCCUCACAGCCUCGCCGAAGUCUUCACGUUCACAAAUAACGAUGGGCUGAAGCACUUCAACGUCGGCGAGAACAUACCGGCUGACCUCGCCGCCAAGAUCAGCGUCUUGACCAUUUCCCGUCUCAACCCCCAAUUAUUAGAGCGAGCCAUUCAGGGCGUUCGGGACCGUUUGAGGUCCCUUUUCGAGGCUCCGCAGGAGCAGAUCAACCCCGAGACGACGCCUCUCGAUGUGGAAGAAGACGAGGACGACUACGAACCGGAUUACUACGCCGCGGAGGACACAGAACAGAUUUUGAACAAGCUUGACUCUUCGCCCGCCGAUGAACGGCGCGAGCUGGAGAAACCGACGUUAAGCGGACUCUCGUUACCUACGUUCCGACUCUCCUCCCCUCCCACCCUGACCGCAGAGCAAGCCUCGAGGGUGGGGCAGGGAUCUAUCGCCCGCGUCUUCGACACGAUGAGGACGCUCGAGGAUCCCGUCGUCAAGAAACCGAAGGCCGGCAUCAAUAGGCUCGCGGCCAGCUCGUACGACCGAGACUCGUGGAUCACAUUGAUAACUCGCCUCGGAAGUCGCACGACCAGCGGGCUGGAUGAUAUCUCGGCGAAUGGUGAGGACGCAAAAGUAGCGCUGCCAACUGUCCGCCUCAGCGACUCUACCCGCGAGCUGCUUUUCAACUACGUACUCGAAGACUUCCGGAAACGCAUCGAGGUGGCCGUGUCGUGGCUGAGCGAGGAAUGGUACAACGACAAAUUGCAAAAGCGGUCUGUGGCGUCUUCACCCGUUCCCCGCGACCCUCCGAUGAACUAUGAAAAAUGGGCGCUUCGCCUCCUCGACGGUUUUUUCCCGUUCCUCCACGCGCAGGACAAGGUGCUGACGCGGUUCCUGAGCGAGCUGCCCGAACUGAACUCGGCCAUGCUCUCACGGGUCAGAGCGCUAUGCCGGGAUCCGAGUCUGGUGAACUUGGCGUUGACGAGCCUCUACUAUCUGAUAAUGAUGCGCCCCCCGGUGCGAGAAUUGGCACUCGACACGGUCCAAGACGUGUGGGCGGAGUACGAAGACUCGAGGCCGAUGGCUGCUAAGUACCUACAACGGUGGCGACCCGGGUUUCUGGAAGCUGCUCAGCAAGGGAUGGUUGGGAGCGAGGCGUCGUCCGGGGCGAACGUGACAGUGGUUACAACGUGAUACCCCCUCCCUGUUCGAGCCGCGUUUGUGGGUUGCCCUCACG